Fusarium sp. VM40 is the source of this 5088-nucleotide messenger RNA. Lineage: Eukaryota; Fungi; Ascomycota; Sordariomycetes; Hypocreales; Nectriaceae. The record is from the annotation of a GenBank genome assembly.
AUGGACUUGUUCCGGAUCAGAAUCAACUGUAUCGACCACUAUCAAGCGACGCCAACACUAUAUGACCCCCAGCUUCGCAACGAUAUUCGCCCUUCCCAGAUCUCCAAGGGCCCUAAAGUCCCUGUAGUUCGCGUUUUUGGAGCCACUGAAACGGGACAAAAAGUAUGCGCUCACAUCCAUGGCGCGUUCCCGUACUUAUAUGUGGAAUACGAAGGAGGCUUAUCGCCUGAUGAAGUCGGUGCUUAUAUAUAUCGUUUUCAUCUGUCUAUUGAUCAUGCGUUGGCUGUCAGCUAUCGCCGAGACCAGAAGAACGACAAUGCAAAGUUCGUGGCAAGGAUUACUCUUGUCAAGGGUAUUCCCUUCUAUGGCUUUCAUGUGGGGUAUCGUUUCUUCUUGAAGAUUUACAUGUUUAACCCUGUCGUUAUGACGAGGUUGGCAGAUCUGCUUCAACAAGGUGUUAUUAUGAAGCACAAGUUUCAGCCGUACGAAGCACACCUUCAAUACCUCCUCCAGUUCAUGACAGACUUUAACUUGUAUGGCUGUGACUACUUGGAAUCAUCAAGUACUGGCUUUCGUUCUCCCGUUCCUGAAUACGAUGAAGAAUCGAAUUAUUCGCACUUGUGGCAUAGCCAGUCUAUACCAGGGGAGGACAUUACCGACGAGACCACACUUCCCCGCAACAGCCACUGUUCAAUUGAAGUGGACAUUUGCGUACAGGACAUUAUCAAUCGAAAAAAGAUCAAGGAACGACCACUUCAUCAUGACUUUGUAGAGCGGACUAAUCCUCUCCCGGAAGAUAUGAAGCUUGUAUACAGUAUGGCUGGACUGUGGAAGGACGAGACCAAGAGGCGCAAACGAAAAAUGCAAAAUCCUGGCAAAGGAAGCAGUCCGUUCCCGCCGGAAGUCCUCGUAUCAAUGUCAGCCAAUAUUCGAGACUCACAGCCGCAGGGAUGGCUUCAUGAGGAAGAAUUUCGUACCGAGAUUCAAAAUCUCAUCUCCGCGGAGAAGGUUGCCACCGAUUCGGAGGAGCUCACCUUUGAGACCUUUGCGAAGCCUCAUCCGUACGAGGAACAUGUCAGAACUACACUAGAAUCUGUUGAGGAUCUCUUUCCAUCGAAACUCGCACCAGCCUUGGGAUUGCCAUCUGGAGUACAAGCCAAUCAGGAUUUGGCAAGUAGCAUCAUUGUUGAUGAGCAUAAAGGGCGUCAAGUUGGAGAGGAGCACGAUGACUUCUUCCCUGAUGAUUCGGACGAGGAAGCCAUCGCGAACCUUGUAGCAAUGGAGAAGGCUACCGCAAAAGGUUCUCGUCGUUCUACAAACCAAUUGCCAGAAGAGGACAUUGAGCAAGCUGCAGCACUCGAUCUCGAAUUUGAUGAAUUUGACGAGAAUCUACCUUGGACGUCGAUCGCUGGAGUUUGCCAAAGUGGACUUGCUUCUGGCAAGCUACCUAAUAUUCCUUUAAGCAGAGAAUUACUUGAUUUUGCAGAGAACGAAGGGUUAAUCGGACGGGCAGCAAAGGCACCAGCGCUUACCUCGUCAAGUUCGGCGCAGCUCAAGCGACCGUUGACUGAUAUAGCAUCACUCCAAACAUCUAAAAAGAAGCCCCGUCUCGACGAGCUGUCGAUGAUGGAUGACAAUGAAAUGGACUUAGUUCCCAUCCCUUCGACAGACCUGAACAAGCAUUCUACUCCUUCAUUCAGGGGGCCCUCUAUCCUCAAAGUUCACUCGUCCAUCAACAAUAACGGUUCCAUAUUGAAAGGAGUUACUGGUUCUCACCAAAAGCUGAACUUCCCUACAGUUAAGGACCAAAACGACCCAAACACAAAACUACGUCUUAGCCAAAUGAGUCAGAAAUCCGCUUCACAACAGACUGACGAUGGCCGUCAUACCAAGCACGUUUCGUUUGAUCCAAGCAGCUUUCUGCCUGUUGAAGCAUGUCCGACUCAGGUGACUUUAUCAUCAUCUCUCAUAUCAUCCGGCGCGUACGAAGAAGAGAACGACACUCAGCAGUCCAAGAUACAGCGAGCUAUGGGUAGGUUCGCCAAUACCCAAGUACACUUGCUAUCUUCCCUCCCUCCCUCUGCGGCCUCUGUGGUAUCUUCUCUGAAAGACCAUAUGAUUCCUGAUGUUAUUUACCAGGAUGCACAUUACAGCAAGGAGAAAGAUGUUCCUGGACGAACGCGCGAAUACGCUGGGAAAGAGUUCCGAUUAGGAGGCAAUACUCUACCUUUUCUCCCAGAGUUUGAUCCAACAGCAACAUCGCCAGCCAGUCACGGGCUUAAAUACGAAACUACCGACAAGGCUGUCGCUGACCUGCAAUAUGAGCGACAGGGAAAGAAGUGCUCGUUAAGAAGCUGGGAGUUUGCAAGUCUACCACCUACAUAUCGCGAAGUCGAAGAUUGGUGGUAUGAGAAAGAACGCAAAGCUAAUGCGCCUGAGGGGUCCAAAUUACCAUCGACUCCAAGGCACUUUAAUUCUCAAAUUGAAGGACCAACACCAAAGAACAGGCAUGGCUUCAAGUACACGCCAGGGAAGAAAUCAACAAGCGUACAGCACGAGGUCCAAUACAUGAGCACGAUGAGCUUGGAGGUACAUGUGAACACAAGAGGGAAAUUCGUGCCGAAUCCUGAAGAAGAUGAGGUCCAGUGCGUUUUCUGGGCAAUCAAGUCUGAUGGGAGUACUUCUGAUAGUCAAGAGUCAGCAAGCGCUCUGCAAACAGGCAUUUUGUUAUUGUCUCAUGAUGCUGAAUUCACCCAGCGUAUCCAACGCCAGACAACUGCCGAGGUCAUUGAGGAAACAUCUGAAUUGGAUCUCAUGGUUCGGAUGGUGGAAAUUGUGAGAAACCAUGAUCCUGAUAUCUUGACAGGGUAUGAAGUUCAUGGCAGUUCGUGGGGCUACCUGAUUGAAAGAGCACGGCUGAAAUACGACUACAACCUUUGCGAUGAGUUUUCCCGCAUGAAAACCGAAUCGCAUGGUAGGUUCGGCAAAGAAAACGAUCGAUGGGGGUUCAAUACCACAUCGACGAUUCGAGUGACUGGUCGCCACAUGGUCAAUAUCUGGAGAGCAAUGAGAGGAGAGUUGAAUCUUCUUCAAUACACGAUGGAGAAUGUUGUGUGGCAUUUGCUUCACCGACGAAUCCCUCAUUACUCUUGGAAUUAUCUAACGAGCUGGUAUAAGAGCGGCAAACAUCGAGAACUCGGCAGAAUGCUGAGGUACUAUCAGAACCGUACAAAACUCGACAUUGAGAUCCUGGACGCCAACGAACUGAUCGCUAGAACUAGCGAACAGGCACGGCUUCUUGGUGUGGACUUCUUCUCGGUCUUUUCACGAGGAUCGCAAUUUAAAGUCGAGUCGAUCAUGUUCAGGAUUGCCAAGCCGGAGAACUUUCUUCUUGUAUCACCCAGUCGCAAGCAAGUUGGUGGUCAGAAUGCUCUGGAGUGUUUACCACUUGUCUUGGAGCCACAGAGCGCCUUUUAUAAUAGCCCCCUCUUGGUUCUUGACUUUCAAAGUCUGUACCCGAGUGUCAUGAUUGCCUACAAUUAUUGCUACUCGACCUUCUUGGGACGGGUCACGAACUGGAGGAACAUGAACAAGAUGGGUUUUACCGAGUAUAAGCGACAGCAAGGCCUUCUUGAGCUGUUGAAGGAUUACAUCAACAUUGCUCCAAACGGCAUGAUGUAUGCAAAGACGGAAAUCCGCAAGUCACUACUCGCCAAGAUGCUAACCGAGAUUCUCGAAACCCGUGUCAUGGUCAAGAGUGGUAUGAAGCAAGAUAAGGACGAUAAAACUCUACAGCAGCUCUUGAAUAACCGACAGCUUGCUCUCAAAUUGCUCGCCAACGUUACUUAUGGCUAUACCUCUGCAUCGUUCUCUGGUCGUAUGCCAUGCUCUGAGAUUGCGGACAGCAUCGUGCAAACCGGCAGGGAGACUCUCGAAAGAGCGAUCGCUUAUAUCCACUCAGUCGAGAAAUGGGGUGCAGAAGUUGUCUACGGCGACACUGACAGUCUGUUCAUCUCUCUGAAAGGCAGGUCAAAAGAUGAGGCAUUCGAUAUUGGCAAUGAGAUCUCAAAAGCAAUUACCGAGAUGAACCCCCAGCCAAUCAAGCUCAAGUUCGAGAAGGUCUACCAUCCUUGUGUUCUCCUCGCCAAGAAGCGAUAUGUCGGUUAUAAAUACGAAAGUAAAGAUCAGGUGAAGCCCGAUUUCGACGCCAAGGGAAUCGAGACUGUCCGUCGUGACGGUACGCCUGCCGAACAAAAGAUCGAGGAGAAGGCUCUUCGCCUCCUGUUCGAGACAGCCGAUCUCAGCCAAGUCAAGGAUUACUUCCAGAAGCAAUGUCAAAAGAUCAUGCGAAACAACGUUUCGGUCCAGGACUUUUGCUUCGCCAAGGAAGUCCGUCUGGGUACAUAUUCUGACAAGGGUGCGCCACCUGCAGGAGCUCUCAUCAGCACCAAACGCAUGCUUCAGGACGCGCGUGCAGAACCACAAUAUGGCGAGAGAGUUCCCUACGUGGUCAUUACUGGUGCUCCAGGGGCGCGACUCAUCGAUCGAUGCGUGGCGCCUGAGGAACUGCUUAGCAACCCACACUGGCAGCUCGAUGCGGAGUAUUAUAUUUCCAAGAAUCUGAUUCCCCCUCUCGAGCGAAUCUUUAAUCUUGUAGGUGCGAACGUUCGGCAGUGGUAUGACGAGAUGCCAAAGGUGCAGCGUAUUCACCACGCAACCUCUCUCGGAAACAAGAAGACGACACUCGAGUCAUAUAUGAAGUCCAAGCACUGCCUUGUAUGUGGUGUCAAGUACUCCCAGGACGACAAUCCCCUUUGUCUGGCCUGCCGCACGAACAUUCCCUCAUCGAUACUCUCACUUCAGACGCGGCUGACAUCCGAGGAACGCCGACUGCAAGAAGUGCUUUCACUCUGUCGAAGCUGCUCCGGUGUUGCACCCGUUGAAGAUGUCCAGUGCGACAGCAAAGACUGUCCUGUGUUUUGGACACGUAUGAGGCAGGCCAGCAAGACCAGAGGAGAGCGGAAUGCCAGCCAGCCUGUAAUACAGUCACUGGUGGAGGAAGUUGAGAAAUUGUCACUGGAUUGGUGA